AGACACCACAAUCUCUUCCGGACCUUCGGUGCGAUGGAUUCUUCUCACUACGAGAUGAUGAACAACCAGAUGAACAUGGCGAACAUGGCCAAUAUGGCGAACAUGGGCAACAUGGCGAACAUGGGCGGCCAGAUGGGCGGCCAGAUGGGCGGCCAGAUGGGCGGCCAGAUGGGCGGCUCUAUGGGCCAGAUGGGCCAAAUGGGCAUGGCCAACAUGGGCAUGCCCAUGUCUGGCCCGGCCGGUGGUAGCCCCGGGGGGCCCGGUCAGAGCGGCAACCCGGCGGGAGCAAGUCCCGGCCAGAUGUGCAUGGAAGGCAUGCAGGGCAUGCCCUACAUGGGCAUGCAGCAAAUGCAAGGAAUGCACGGCAUGCAAGGCAUGCAAGGCAUGCACGGCAUGGGCAUGCAUGGCAUGCAGAUGGCGCCGGAUGGCACUAUGGUCAUGCCCUAUGUCGAUGGCCAGGGUCACAUGAUGUUCGGCCAUCCAGGCUGCGGCGGACAGUGCCAGGGUUGUCCUCAAGGCUGCGGUUGCCAAGGCUGCGGCUGUCCGGGCGGCUGUGCGGGCGCUCCCUGUCCCGGGCCAACAAGCACCACCAACGUGCCCGGGGGGUGUCCCAGUGGCUGCCCCGCGGGCGCCGGGUGUCCGGGAGGUCAACCCGGGGUGCCCAACCCCUGUGCGGCUGGCUGUGGCGCGGGCGGGAACUGUGGCUAUGUCUUGCACCCGGCCAUGCAGCAGAUGAUGAUGCCCCAGAUGAUGGGCCAAACCGGCAUGGCCCAAGCGGGGCAAACCCAGCCCAACAUGCAGUUCGUGAUGAUGCCCGGUGGUCAGAUGCCCAACCAACCCGGCCAGAUGCCCAUGGGCCAGAUGGAUGGACAACGUCCAGGCGCCAGCGAGCCCGAGGCCAAGGACGCCAACGCGUCCCGGGUGGCCGCAGGGCUGGGCCGCAACACGCAGCCCAAGCAGGGCGCCUUCCGGACCCGGCCCGAGCGAGGCGGCAGCCCGCCGGGCGAGGCGCUCGGAGCGGAGCAGCCGGAGGAGCCGGGACAGGGCGCCAAGCUGCGGCACCCCAAGAACCCUUGGGCGGACAUCCAGGACGUGGGCGUGGAUCAGGAGAUGCAGCAGAUGUGGGCCAUCCAGACCCCGAAGCCCAAGGGAAAGGGAAAGAAGGAGGGCAAGGAUGGCGGGAAGGAGGAUGGGAAGAGCAAGGACGGAGGUGCCAAGUGGGUGGAGAAGAAGGGGUCUUCGAAGGGCGAGAGGCGGACGGACCAGUGGCAGCCCAAGGACCCCCAGUUGCAGAUGGCGCAGAUGCAGAUGCAGAGCGGGAAUGCCAAGGGCAAGGGCGCCAUGGCCAUGGGAAACAUGGCCUACGACUAUGCGGCUCAAGCCACCUAUGUGCCACAAGGGAACGGCGGCAAGAAGAAGGGAGGGAACCGGGAUCCCAAGAUGGACGACUGGCUGAGCGCGCGCUUCAACGGCCAGGUGCCCUCCACGCCUACGGGCUCUGUGGGCUUCGAAGAGUGGCAGGAGGAUUAUGAGGAGGACAGGAAGCGGAAAGGCAAGGGCGGCAAGAGCCAGAAAGGAGGCAAGGGCGCCAAGGGCAAGUCCAAAGGCGCGAAAGGAGGAAACUAUUGGCGGAGCAGCUGAAAAUGAAUUUUUAAUCUCCGCUUCCUCUGCUAGGUCCCCCAGUAGUGCCCUUUUCUCCCCUUGUUUGGGGGAGGGUUCCCCGAC
Molecule: messenger RNA, 1725 nt
Organism: Effrenium voratum
Lineage: Eukaryota; Dinophyceae; Suessiales; Symbiodiniaceae
Source: the annotation of a GenBank genome assembly